Messenger RNA from Amaranthus tricolor (Joseph's coat), 4066 nucleotides. Its product is annotated as WEB family protein At5g16730, chloroplastic-like. Gene Ontology annotation, biological process: reciprocal meiotic recombination. The transcript has 3 exons. NCBI's taxonomy places the organism in Eukaryota, Viridiplantae, Streptophyta, Magnoliopsida, Caryophyllales, Amaranthaceae. The record is from RefSeq and is a predicted model, not a curated record. The coding region runs from base 396 to 3755 and encodes 1119 amino acids.
AUCCCAAAACAACAUUAUACAAGAGAGAGAAAACCAAAACAAAGCAAAAAAGCAUCAAAGAGAAAGAGAAACUACAACUUCCCUCUCUUCUUUACUCUUACUUUAUAAACCACCUUCUCAUUUCCCCAACAUGCCACUUUCUUUUUUGUGGUGAAAUAUAAUUAUCAUUUCCACACCCACAUUAAUCUUUUUAUUAUUAUUAAUUAUCAAUUAUUAAUUUUUUUUUCAAAUAUCUAAAUCUUUGAGCCCACAUUUCCCAUCUUGCAAUGUCACAAAUUUAAUUAACCACCAUUGAAGAACAACAAAGAAAAGGUUGCAUUUCCAUUUUAUUUUUAUUUUUUCAAGUAAAAACUUGAAAAAAAAAAUACUUCUUUUGAUUGACUUGCAGAAUACCCAUGUCUUCCAAGUCCAAAUCUGGUUUAUAUGAAACUCCUGCAAGCAAGCCUGCACCAAAUACACCCAGAGUUGCUAAGUUAGGAAAGCCAGGAUCCAAUAAAUCAGAUGCUGAUUCACCUUCUCCUGUUACCAAUUCUCGGCUGUCGAUCGAUCGUACAUCACCGAGGACUGUGACCUCGAAACCAACCAUUACUCGGUCCUCUACUCGACUAUCUACACCAGAAAAGCCACAGUCGCGUAUUUUCAAGCCAUCAGAGUUGCAGGCCCAAUUAUCAGCUGCUCAAGAUGAUCUGAAGAAAGCAAAAGAAAAGUUAGUUUUGUCCGAAAAAGAGAAGAAUCAAGCGCUGAAUGAGCUGAAAGAGGCGAAGAAACAAGCCGAUGAGGCCAAUGGGAAGCUUCAGGAGGCUUUGGCGGCUCAAAAACAAGCUGAGGACUGCUCGGAAAUCGAAAAAUUCCGAGCUGUUGAGGUCGAGCAAGCUGGGAUUGAGGCUGCACAGAAGAAGGAAGAGGAAUGGAAGAAAGAGUUAGAAGCUGUACGGAGUCAACAUGCCAUAGAUAUGACUGCACUCCUCAAAGCUACCGAAGAACUCCAAAGGGUUCAGCAAGAGCUUGCCAUGGUUACUGAUGCCAAGAACCAGGCUCUUAGUCAUGCCGAUGAUGCCACCAAGAUUGCGGAGAUUCACGCCGAAAAGGUCGAAGUUCUCUCAUCGGAGCUUGUAAAGUUGAAGGGUUUGCUCGAGCCGAACGCCAACAAUGGGGAUUCUGAGGAUCUGGUAGUAGUAGAAUUGAGAGCGGAAUUGGGUGGUUUAAGGCAAGAGCUUGAAAAGGCGAGAACUUUCGAGCAAGAAUUCGCUGAGAAAGAAAAAUCGUAUGAGAACAUUGUGGGCGAUCUGAAAUUGGAGAUUGAAACCCUUAAGGAAGAGUUUGACAAGGCGAAGGCACGUGAGGUGGGUUUGGUUGAAGAAAAGGAAUUGGCUGUGAGUGAACUGAAAGCCGAGAUGGGUUCUUUGGAACAAGAGCUCGAGAAAACGAAGUGUCGUGAGCAGGAUUUGAAUGAGAAAAACACGUCUUAUGAAAAGAUCGUAGACGAGCUUAAGUUAGAGUUGGGUUCUUUACAAGACGAGUUGGAGAAGGCAAAAGUGUUUAAAGACGAGAUGAUCGACAAAGAAGAGUCUCACAAGAAGAUCGUUUCUCGGCUAGAGUUUGAGGUUGAAUCUUUGAAUAAAGAGCUUGAUGAAGCGAAGGGCUUUAAACAGCAAUUAUCGGAGAAGAUGGUAUCCUAUGACCAGACUGUUAUGGAGCUCAAGACACAGAUAGAUCUCCUAGAGCAAGAGUGUGAAAAGGCUGAGAAUCUGAACGAGGAAUUGGUCGAGCGAGAGAAAUCAAAGGUGAAAGAGUUUGAAUCGAAGAUUUAUUCACUGCAGCAAGAGUUAGAUUUGGCGAACAGUUUUCAGGAGAAGCUGGUCGAAAAGGAAGAGGCGUAUGAACAGCUAAAUGUAGAGCUGGAAGCGGCAAGGAUGGCGGAAUCUUAUGCUUUGAAUCUGCUUGAUGAAUGGAAGAAGCGAGCUGAGGAACUUGAAAAUAAGGUGGCUGAAUCGGAUAGGCUAGAGAGAUCGGCUUCUGAAUCAUUGGGUUCGGUUAUGAAGCAGCUUGAAGGAAAUAGCGACUUGCUUCAUGAGGCGGAAUGUGAAAUUUCGGGUCUUAAGGAGAAGGUGUCGUUGUUGGAAAUAUCGCUUGAGAAAAAGAAAGAGGAUUUGGAGGAUAUGGAACGCCGUUUUGAAGAAGCAAACAAAAAAGCCCGAGAAGCAACUGAGAAGAUAGAGUUAUUAAAGUCCGAGCUUGAAAGUGUGACCGAGGAGAAAGCAUUGGCUUUGGAGAACGAAAAACUCGCAGCUUCUAGUGUUCAGGACCUUCUAGAAGAGAAGAAUAAACUCAUUAACGAGCUUGAUACGUUGAAAGAAGAAGAGGAGAAGAGCAAGAAAGCAAUGGAGAGCUUAGCGUCUGCGUUACAUGAAGUUUCCGCUGAAGCAAGGGAGGCUAAAGAGAGCUUGUUAUCGAGCCAAGUGGAGCAUGAAAACUUCGAAAUGCAAAUCGAGCAUCUUCAGCUCGUUCUAAAAGCAACAAGCGAAAAGUAUGAGGCUAUGCUCGAAGAUUCCAAACGAGAGAUCGAUCAGCUUACGAGCACAGUAGAACAAUCAAAAAUAGAUUUUGAUACCCAAAUGGAAGAUCUUAAGGUGGUUUUGAAGGCUUCGAAUGAGAAGUACGAAAGCAUGCUUGACGAGUCAAAACAGGAAAUUGAUCAUCUUUCAAGAGAGAUCGAACGAUCCACGCUUGAGCACCGAAACGAGAAGGCCGAGUGGGAGGUAAAAGAGGAAGAGUUGAGGGACCGUAUUAAAACUUUGGAAGAAGAAAAAUCAACAAUCGAACAGUCGGGGGUGAAUUACGAGGAAACUAAGGUGGAGUGGGAACGGAAAGAGCUGGAUUUUGUCAAUAGUGUGAAAAAAUCAGAGGAAGAAAAGCUGUCGAUGGAGAAAGAAAUAAUGAGGUUGGUGAAUUUGCUUAGGGAAGCCGAGGAAAAAGCUAGUGCGACUCAAGAAGAAGGAUCUCAGUUGAGAAAUACACUCGGAGAGGUUAUGUCAGAGUCGGUUUCCCUUAAGCAAGCCCGUGAUGAAGCGGAGGGCGAGAGCUUGAAGUUAAAGGAUGCUCUUCGUGGGAAAGAAAAUGAAUUGCAGAACAUGAUCCGGGAAAAUGAGCAGCUUCGAGCUGCAGAAGAUGCGAAUGCGUGGAAGAUAGACGAACUGACGAAAUUGCUUGAAGAAGCCAAGUCCUACCACAAAACCCAAGAAAACGGUGAGCUCUCGGAUAGUGAUAAAGACUACGAUAUGCUGCCAAAAGUCGUAGAGUUUUCUGAAGAAAACGGGCACACGAGGGAAAAUAAGCCAAAAGUCGAGCUUCUAACUCAUCAAACCGAGAGAGAAGAGAAGGAAUUGCCUGCGGGAAUGAGCAAUGGUGUAAGCGAGGGAGUUAAAACUGGGGUUUUGGCCGAGACCCAGAAUGUUGAUGGAAAACUCGCAUCAACGGAGAAUAAAGACCCGGCUCAUGACGAAACCUCAGAAUCCGAAGCGAAGAUGUGGGAGAGUUACAAGGUGGAUAAAGACUUCUCGACAGAGAUGGAAACGGAACAAGGUUCAUUGGACGAUGAAGUCGAUUCGAAGACGGAAUGUGCUGAAAGUGUUGAUCAGAUGAACGAGAUUCCAUCAGAUAACGGUGCAAACUCCGACUCAAAACAGAAGAAGAAAAAACCGCUGUACAGGAAAUUUGGAAAUCUACUCAAGAAGGGUAUUAGCAAUCAAAAGUAGUUAUUUUAGGUAAUUGUAUUACAUGUUUUCUGAUGCCUAGAUUCUUUGUUUCAUUUUUCUCAAGUUUGAGCCUAUUUAAGAGUAAUGGGUAUGAUUUGUUUUAUAGAUCUCAUGAAAUGUCUGGCUUGUAUGUCACAGGAAAGGGAUUAUAAAUUUGUUCUUGAUCAAUAUGUUUAUUACUGGUGAAAGUGAUUUGAAAACUGUACUACUGUUUGAUUACUCAAUAUGAUCUACUGUCCAUUGCUAUGUAGUUUCUCGGGGCAUCGUGCAAAUUCGGAAUACUAAUAAAAGGUGGACGGGAUACUUAUCUA